UCGGGCGCGUCAUCAUUCAGUCAUUCAGUUCCCCGCCCAAUCAAAACAAACAUAACCCCAAAAAAACCAAAAAUGUUAUUACGAAAAAACGUGUUGCCUCGCACCCUUUCGGACACUUUAGUGACUCUGUUUACCCUGUGCAUCAUCCCCACCGUGUACUACUUCGAGUUGUUCGUGGUGCUGCCCCAUUUCUACGCCCAGUGGGACGCCUGGUACACCUUCCAUUUCGUAAGUGGGACCUUCAUUUUGUUCAACUUGUGCUCCAACUACGUGGCAAUCGUCCUAUGCGACACCAGCAUUCGCGGGAGACUCCUCCCCACAGCAAUGGGGCCCCACUGCCGCUUCUGCGCCGUUUGCGAGUGCAUUGCGCCCCCCAGGUCCUGGCAUUGCUCCACGUGCAACGUGUGCAUCCUCAAACGGGACCACCACUGCAUGUUUACAAGCUGUUGCAUAGGACACCACAAUUUGCGCUACUUUAUCGUAUUUGUUUUCUACAUGUUUGUAGCCACUGUUUACGCCUCGUACUAUAAUUUAUUUUUUGUACUAGAAUUUGCCGAAUUCGGCACACUUGAGUCGAUAAUUAAGCUGGUUUUUCCGCUGGCGACGCUAUUUGUUGACUAUUCGCGAAACCAAAUGUAUUUAUUUCUAGUGUUGAUUGUUUUAAUUGGGGGCGUUUUUACGGGGGUUUUGUUGUAUUUUCACGGCGAUUUGAUCUUAAGGGGGGUUGUUACGCAUGAGAGGAAUCAAAAAUUGGGGCUGUAUGACCUCGGGAGGAGAAAGAAUCUUGAGGGGGUUCUAGGGGACAGGUGGUGCCUUGUCUGGUUGUCUCCUUUUGUGGAGAGCAGAUUGCCCCAAGAUGGGGUCCACUGGGACGUAAAGCAAACAACCAAAGCUAAAUAAUAAGACUUAACAACAGAAAGUAUUAAUUUGUCCUAUUUAUACAAUUAUUGUGAUAUACUCGUGUAGGGGAGGCCGGGGUACAGUGGUCACAAUGACCCCUAAAAAAUAGCAAAUAUAACUAUAAUAAGAAAUAACUAGGAAAAGAAGAGCCAAAAACUGCCAGAAGUUUAAGACGUUUGCUUAAAAAUGAUACAUUUACAUUAUAGCAUUUCUAAGUUGGCCUUAAAACUUCAAGUCAAUUUUUAUAUUUUUUUUGUUUUACACAAGAAUUUGUCUAUCUUUCAGAAACAAAUAAUAAAUAAUUUGUAUUUUUCUGUGAUUUUUUUAGAAGUUUCUAUUAAUAAGCAGUUGCAAAUGUGUUGUUUCAUAUUUUAUCUAAGAAAAAGCGUUGUUUGGUCAGUUAGCUUUGUGAUAAAAAAAAAUUAAAAAUCCAUUUAAUAGUUAUUCAUAAUUCAAGACGAUAAAAUUUUAUUUUAUAUUUGAGAGCGGUUUGAAUCAUUUCACAAGAUAAUGGUGAACUUUAUCGUCGUGUACAAUACAAAAUUUCAUUCCAUACAAUUAUUAUAAACGUCAAAAAAAUUGACAAUGAAAAAAAAACGCCAAAAACAGAAAAACCACAAUGGCUGUGAACCAUAUUUCUUUAGACGAUAAAAUUUUAUUUUACCAUGAAAUAGUCAAUGAAUGAAAUGCCAUUUUACUGAUCAUGAUAGAAGAAACGUAAUUUUGGCAAACAUUUUUAUGAGAAUUUUUUGCUCAAAAAUAUUAUUGUUGUAUUGUUUUAGAACAACACACGAUUCAUUAAUAUUUUCAUAUUUUUAAUUUUAUUGAUAUUAAAUCGAUAUCAUUGAUAUUAAAGUUAAAUUUUAAUUUUGCUUUCUGUAAACCGACACUUAAUUAAUUAAUUUUAAUUAUAAAGAGGGAUAGAAAAAUUUUGAAAAAAUUUACAUACUUAGAGAAAAACGAAAAAAAUCACUUUUUAUAAAAUACAGCAACAACAUAAAUAUAAAGAUCUUUUAAUAACUAUUUUUUUAUUUUUUUGUAUAUUUUUUUGAACUGUUUUAUACUUACCAGAAAGAUAAAAAUGUGUACUUUCUAAAAAUGUGUCAAAAUGUAGCAUUUUUAUAAAUAAAAUCGGCGUGUUUGAGGAUUUAAAAAAAAACUCAUAACAAACAAAUGAAUUUUGUGUUUUAUUUUUGCUUCAGUCUGUAUAUUUGUUUAACUGAAAAUAAUUUUAACAUACCUUAUUUAUAAUUUCACAUUUUUUACUCUAGUAACACUUUACAAAACAUCUUGAUUAUUCACACCUUUUAUGUGAAUUAAUUUUUCCAUGGCCAACCACUAUCAAAUAUUUAAUAUACUGUAUUUUUUAUAAAAAGUAUAUAAAACUAGCAAACUGUAUUUAUAUACUUUAUCGGAAAAAAUAAACUUUUCGAAAAUGUUACCUUUUAUGUGAAAUAAUUUUUCCAUGGCCAACCACUAUCAAAUAUUUAAUGUACUAUAUUUUUUAUCAAAUGUAUAUAAAUAUAUUAGCAAACUGUAUUUAUAUAUUUUAUCAGAAAAAAAUUAAGUUUUCGAAAAUGUUACCUUUUAUGUAAAAUGAUUUGGUGUUUUUUUAAAUAUUAUUUAUUAUUAAUAAUAUAUCAUAUUAUUAUAAUUAUUAUUUUAGAAUGAUUUAAACUAUUUUUUAUGCUUGAGAAAUGAAAGUGAGACGAUUUGGAAAAAAGUGUGAGAAUUUGUUGUUUUUUGUUUAGAAUAAAGUUACCUUUACGAGUGGUAGUUAUUUGGUCACAUUUUUUUUAUUAAACGAAUUGUUUAAUCAGGAACAUACUUUGUUUAAGUAUUCACUGUGCCGUUCUCCCCUAUAUUUAUGGCCAAAUGAAACCAAGACAUACAAAAAAUGAUAUACUUUAUUAGUAAAUGUUUGCAUACUGUGUGACCCAAAACUGUGACAUGUUUGAGUUUUGGGCCACCCAGUAUAUGAAAAAUGGCUAGCACCAGUUUAAAAAUUUGCACAAAAUCACCCACAAUUUGGCAGUUGAAUAUAAAAUGUACCAACCUUAACUUAAUUACGAACAAAUUGUAUGUUAAUGGCACUUCCUGGUACAAGUUAUCUAAGAAACAUAUCUAUGUAUAACACGUAGGUAACACCGUUACGUUUUAUAUUUUCACAAAAGAAUCACAAUUGUUUCAAUGACUGUUAAUAAAUGUGUUUUGAUAAAAA
Molecule: messenger RNA, 3121 nt
Organism: Tribolium castaneum (red flour beetle)
Lineage: Eukaryota; Metazoa; Arthropoda; Insecta; Coleoptera; Tenebrionidae
Product: probable palmitoyltransferase ZDHHC24
Exons: 1
Coding region: 73-900 (275 amino acids)
Molecular function (GO): palmitoyltransferase activity
Source: RefSeq, a predicted model, not a curated record